Procambarus clarkii (red swamp crayfish) is the source of this 939-nucleotide messenger RNA. Its product is annotated as basic proline-rich protein-like. Gene Ontology annotation, biological process: extracellular matrix organization. Gene Ontology annotation, cellular component: extracellular matrix. Lineage: Eukaryota; Metazoa; Arthropoda; Malacostraca; Decapoda; Cambaridae. The record is from RefSeq and is a predicted model, not a curated record.
AUGUGUUAUUGUGUACAUGAUUUCCUAAGUGUCGAUUCUGGUGUGAAAGAUUUCGUGGGUAUUUACGAGGAGCGAGAUAUAGCUCUUGAGCCCAACCCCAUACAUACCCUUAUUGUACCUGGUGCAUGUAUUACUUCCCCGGCUGGGCACAGGCCCCCGGGACGCGUUCCCGAGCGGACGGAGACCCCGGCGGACGCAGACCCCGGCGGACGCGUUCUCGGGCGGACGCAGACCUCAGGGACGCGUUCCUCGGCGGACGCAGACCCCCAGGGGACGCGUUCCUCGGCGGACGCAGACCCCCAGGGGUCGCGUUCCUCGGCGGACGCAGACCCCCAGGGGACGCGUUCCUCGGCGGACGCAGACCCCCAGGGGACGCGUUCCUCGGCGGACGCAGACCCCCAGGGGACGCGUUCCUCGGCGGACGCAGACCCCCAGGGGACGCGUUCCUCGGCGGACGCAGACCCCCAGGGGACGCGUUCCUCGGCGGACGCAGACCCCCAGGGGACGCGUUCCCCGGCGGACGCAGACCCCCAGGGGACGCGUUCCCCGGCGGACGCAGACCCCCAGGGGACGCGUUCCCCGGCGGACGCAGACCCCCAGGGGACGCGUUCCCCGGCGGACGCGUUCCCCGGCGGACGCAGACCCCCAGGGGACGCGUUCCCCGGCGGACGCAGACCCCCAGGGGACGCGUUUCCCGGCGGACGCGUUCCCCCGGGCGGACGCAGACCCCCAGGGACGCGUUCCCGGGCGGACGCGUUCCCGGGCGGACGCAGACCUCAGGGACGCGUUCCUCGGCGGACGCAGACCCCGGCAGACGCGUUCCCGGGCGGACGCAGACCCCCUGGAACACGUUCCCCGGCGGACGCAGACCCCCUGGAACACGUUCCCCGGCGGACGCAGACCCCUGAAACGCGUUCCCCGGCGGACGCAGACCCCUGA